AUGCGCGGCCUCCAUCUCCUUGCGACAGCGGUGCAUGUCACUGGCACACUCUCAUGCGCCCUACACGAGAAUCACCAACAGCUCGUCAACAGGAAACGGCACGUCAGUCCCCGGGCGGCGCCAGGGGACACGGAUUGGGCAUACGAGGCGUCCUUUAACUGGGGCCGUCUCAACCCUGAUUAUGCCCUCUGCCAGACCGGCACACAGCAGUCGCCCAUUGCCCUGAGCCUCAACAAUGGGCUGUCGCUGAACCACAUCCCCGAGUUCAACUAUCCUGAUAGCGUGGCGGGUAACUUUUACAACUGGGGUUACGGCCCGGCCUUUACCGUGACGCAUGAGGAUGGUGUAUGGGACCAGAACCCGUCCUUCUCAUUCGACAACGAGACUGUCUAUCUCAAGGGAUGGCACAUCCACGCCCCGGCAGAUCAUUCCGUGGGAGGAGAUCGGUCCAAGGCGGAGCUGCAUCUCGUCCACGUUGACGCCAAAGGCCACGAGCGAGCCGUCUUAGCCAUCCGCCUCGACCCGGGUAAUCGGGACAACCAGUUUCUAGCCCAGCUGCCGUCCAUGAUCGGCUUCAACGAGACGGAUAUCACGGAACCGGCAGAGCUGAACCAUCGGCUGGCGCUCGAGAGCGUGCUUUACUUUAACGAGUUCUGGACCUACCAGGGCAGCCUGACGAGUCCCCCCUGCCACGAGGGCAUCCGGUGGUUCGUGGCCAGGCAAAUCAUGUUUACGGGCGUGCAGCAGAUGAGGGACAUUCUGGGGGCGAGCACGUACAGCGCCCGUGCCGAGCAGGAGGUUUGGCUGCACAGGAUCAACGAGUGA
This is a messenger RNA of Fusarium keratoplasticum, 825 nucleotides long. Its product is annotated as Alpha-carbonic anhydrase domain-containing protein. Lineage: Eukaryota; Fungi; Ascomycota; Sordariomycetes; Hypocreales; Nectriaceae. The transcript has 2 exons. The coding region runs from base 1 to 825 and encodes 274 amino acids. The record is from RefSeq and is a predicted model, not a curated record. Gene Ontology annotation, molecular function: carbonate dehydratase activity; zinc ion binding.